Molecule: messenger RNA, 1474 nt
Organism: Epinephelus lanceolatus (giant grouper)
Lineage: Eukaryota; Metazoa; Chordata; Actinopteri; Perciformes; Serranidae
Source: RefSeq, a predicted model, not a curated record
AAACAUCCAGCAAACAUGGAUCAGCCUGAUAUAACUUCAAUAUUCUUUACAAUCAACCUCUACAAGCGCAGCAGUCGGCUUGAAAAACACGUAGCAUGUAAAAGCAAAAGUGAAAGUGUUGCACUGACUGGGAGGGACCAUCAUUAUCUUCCUGUCAAGCGUGAGAAAGCAAUGCAAGAGACUUUCCCAACAAAUUAUCAAUCUAUUCCAGACAUGACCCAGACAGAGACGACUGUGAUGAGGAAAAAGUUCUUUGUCCAUUUGGCUGGAAAAACUAAUAAUGCUCACCAAGAGCUUGUUGAAAGCCUUAAAAGCGCUGGCCAAGUUGAAGUGUCCAUUCUUGAAGACAGUGACUACCUUCUGGUUUUCUGUCCCAUCGCUUCACGAGUUGGAACGGACAUCAGCGAGGCCUUGGAGAACAUGCCAGGUGGUAAAAAUGCAAUCCUGGUGGUGAUGCAUCACACCUUCAAUCCUAACUAUGUUGUAGCUCCAAGCAACAGACAGGUGACCAACCCGAAAGUCUUCCUCACUGUGGACUGUCUGUUCUACGAAGGCAAACUCCUGCAAAGUGACCUCAAUGAAAUAGCAUUGCAUGAAAUCAUGAAGUCUCUUGGAAUUUGCUAUUCACCGCACUCCAGCUGGGGAGCAUCCUUUGUCAAAAUGUGGAACUGUUGGACAUGGGCUGGAGUAGGUGCUGUUACGACGGUGGUAGUGGUGGUCGUUUUCACAGUCGUUAUUGUUGAAAUGAUCAAGAAGUGAGAAGAUCUAUGACGGCUGUCAUUAACAUGCAUGACAUUCUUGGUUGCAGUGUUGUCACAAAUAAUUAUUUGUGAAGGGACAAAAUAAAUAUGCCAUAUAACGAAUGUAUAAUUAUCUGCAAAAACAGAAGGAUGGUAUUAUUGCUAUUGCUAUUGUAUAGUUGUGAAGGCUAAUAGGCCUAUAUGUUUUUGGGGUUGAAGCUUUUGAUCGCUAAUAUUCUAUCUUAAGCACAAUACAGAUUAAAAUGGUGGAAGGAUACAGAUCUGCACACACAGACAUUAAGCAAGUGGCUGGAUGUGAAAAGGGCCAAAAGGAAGAGAUAAAGUGAGAAAAAUAACAUUGAAAUUCCUUUCAAACUUCUAACUCAAACUUCCAUACAAUUGGACGUGUAUUUGCAACCAGUGCUGGCAAUAAAAAAGGCACACUUAGCUUCACUUUUCACAGGCGGCUACAUCCACUUCUUUUACACAGUCUGUGAUAGCAGAGUGGUUCAAUCUUUUGCUUUAAAUGAGCGGGAAACAAAAUAAUGCUUGCUGCUGCUUUGUGCUUAUUUAAACAUCAAAUGGUGUGCCUUUGCUUCAGAAGGAAUAAAUGAAGGUCAUUAUAUCAGAUCUGUGUAUCUUGUCUCAGUGCUAAACACGUGAUGUAUUCCUAGCUAAAAAUGAAGUAAAGGUCUAAUAAGAAAAAAAAUAAAUAUCCAAGUUUCAGCACCAUC